AUGGAGGCCGGAGAGGUCCAGAGACGGAGGCCAGAGAGGUCCAGAGACGGAAGCCGGAGAGCUCCUCGUCCUCCUUCUCCUCCUCCAUCCGCCUCUCCUCCUCCUCCUCCUUCUCCUCCUCCAUCCGCCUCUCCUCAACCCGCCCCGCAAGAACCCCCCGGCCCAUCCCGGCCCCCGGCCCCUCCCCGUUUCAGCCGCCGCCGCUACCUCCUCAUCGACAGUCUCGGGGUCCCAUACACGGUGCUGGUGGAGGAAGCCGGGGGCGGUGGGGCGGCCCCCGGGGGGCCCCAGCCCCCGGCCCCCCAAGCCCCGCCGGCCCCCCAAAGCCCGCCGGCCCCCUCGCGGAAGGCCUACCGCUGCCCGGUCUGCUCGCGGGCCUUCGAGUACCUGUCCUACCUGCAGCGGCACAGCAUCGCCCACUCGGAGCAGAAGCCGCACGUGUGCCCCGCCUGCGGGAAGGGCUUCAAGCGCCAGAGUCACCUGGAGAGGCACAAGUUCACCCACGGCGGGCGCGGGGGCAAGCCCCACGCCUGCCCCGUCUGCCCCCGCCGAUUCCGCGACGCCGGCGAGCUGGCCCACCACCAGCGCGUGCACACCGGGGAGCGGCCCUUCCAGUGCCGCGUCUGCCACAUGCGCUUCGGGGAGCGGAACACGCUGCAGAGGCACGCCCGCCGCAAGCACCGGGCCGGGCAGCCCUGACUGCGCUCGGCCGGCCCCGGGGCACCCUCGGCCGAGGACCGACCCCCACCCCCCGUCCCCGCACCGAGCCAGCUUCGGCCCCCUCCCCCCGGAGCCGAGGACGGGGCACCCCAGGCCGCGUCCGUCAGCCCCGGCCUCCCCGAGGCGCCCCCGGACGGGCUCGAACUUGGGGCUGACGUCGGGCCCUUCCCGUCCGAAUCCCGGACUCUUGACACCGCUGACUUCCCCCUUGAGAUUCCUCUGUGGAAAUCCGGCUCAGAUCCUGGCCGGACUCUGACCUCUCUGCUCCCGCUCCUCUGUCCCUCUCUGGCAGCUGGAGGAUAUUGGGGGGCGGCGGGGGAUUGGGGGGGGGAGCUGCUGCCCUCCUCCACCUCCCAAACGGGAGCCUGGAUUUAUUCAUCUCUGAGUUUCCAAGUCCUAGCCGGGGAGCGGCCGAGUCAGCCGGUGAGGGACCACGAGCUAGGGCAGCCCUUGCCCCGCCACCAGAUCCCCGAGCACUUCCGUACGGAUUCCAGAGCACUUACAGGUAGCGGGUCGGCCGGAUCGGCGGGGCCCGCGCCAAAACCCACCUCCCCGGAAUGGAGACGCGGACGAGACGGUGGGGAGGGAGGGCGGCUCCUGGUUUUCACUGGUUCUUUUUGUGCGUUUUUAAGGUAUUAGGGGUAGGAGGGCAACAGAGGACUCCUGACCAAAAUAAAUGUGUUCCGACAGA
Tachyglossus aculeatus (Australian echidna) is the source of this 1411-nucleotide messenger RNA. RefSeq names its product zinc finger protein 581 (gene ZNF581). The coding region runs from base 1 to 699 and encodes 232 amino acids. The transcript is spliced from 2 exons. The record is from RefSeq and is a predicted model, not a curated record. Gene Ontology annotation, cellular component: nucleus. Lineage: Eukaryota; Metazoa; Chordata; Mammalia; Monotremata; Tachyglossidae.